GUGAGGCAAGGGUUUGGCCGCUGAGGGGAGUGCUGCUUGGGGAGUGAGGGUGGGUGCGUUCCCUCAGCAACAGGGAAGAUGGCAGCUCUCACAUCUCUCACCCAGGUAAAGAUGCGGCUAUUUACAAAUCCACACCUUAACUGAGGACAGAGCUAUUGACAAGGAUGGUACAACGUGUCUCAUUCAUGAAGCUGUAUUUUCGUUUUUCUUUGAGCAAAACUUGAGCUCGCUCUGAAAUAAAGCUGGGAAUACAGCCAUCGAAUAAGGCCUGUUUCAGUACCGUUACAUAGCGGGCUUGUUAGCCACAGCUGGUACUAGCUAACCUAGCCGUGUAGCAUUUACCCUAGGAUAUAUUACACUGUAAAGUUUCUUUAUUACAUAUUUUAUGACGUUAUGCAUAAUGGGCGCUGUAAACAGGACUGGGACAAUGUAGUCGGUGCACGUUAGUACAGUGUAUUAAAGCAUUUAGAUACUACGAUAACGUUUAGUCCCUAAGCUAGCAGUGUUUAGCUAGCCUAGCCUUGAUGCAAAGUAGACGGGGAAGCGAUGAACUGGCUUGUGAAGCUAGAGGGCGAGCGAAACAGUAGGCUAACCUGAACGAAAUUGAGCCGUGUUCGUAUUAAAAUAUGUCAAGGCUGACUAAUAUUCAUGUUUACUGUCGGGAAAAUGAAGGUUAAGGCUGAUAGACACCCAGAGGAGCGAUGUUUGUGCCUGCAGCGGCUGCGCAUCAGUCAUGAUCAGGCAAUUCAGAUGAUUUGUGUGGUUUGUGUUUGUGACAGUGCAGCAAGGCUUGGAUGCUGUUUCAUUUCAAUCAUAAAACUGUGCUUAACGAGUAUUUAAAUACGCAUGACUUGCAUAGAUAGAUAGAUAUUAGAGUCAAACCAGAAUUGUUGUUUCAUCUGGUUGAUUUAUGCUGUAAGGUCAACUCUGAGGUGAAUAACAGGAUUCAUUGCUGACCUGAUCUCACUACUUUUACAUGGAGGAUCUUCGCCUGUUUAGAGACGAUCAUGCGGUUAAUUCAGUGCAAUGAUAUGUUCUCUCUGUCACAGUUGUCAAGCGGGAACCCUGUGUAUGAGAACUUUUACAGACAGGUAAGAUUAUGGGUAAAAGAGUAACUCCAGUUUAUUCAUACAAAAUAUGAGGUAUGCUGUCCCAUGUCUGUGGGGAUCUUCAUUUCCUUCAAAUAAGGGAUAAAACCUGUUUAAUAUGCCAUAAAGCUCAACUUGAGAAAUAGCAAGUGGGUGUUCUGCUUCCAGGUUGAUCCUGGGAAUACAGGGAGAGUGGGACCAACAGAAGCUGCCUUGUUCUUAAAAAAGUCGGGACUCCCUGAUAUUACACUGGGAAAGGUAGGUUGUGGUUAAAGUUUUCACCUCCAGUAUGUGGUGCGUCUGUAGUGUUAUGAAACACAAAAUUGUAGAGUUGUGUUUUGGCCAUAUGGCAGUCGGCUUGCUGUGUGACUUACAUUGUAAAUGGACGGGAUUUCUGCUUUUAACGUGAUAACCUGUGAAGCAGCUUUAAGGUAUUUCAAGAUAUUAAUAUCAAAGCUGUGUUUACAUCUAUUUUGCUCAUAACACAAUUUAAAGAGUGUUAAGAUUGUAAGAUGUUUGCGUGCCAAGUGCUAAUAAAUGCAGUCGGCAAUGUACAGAAUUAGUUUGGUUGUUAUUAGAGUUGAAACUUGUGUUACAUGGACACAUCCUCAAAUCGCCAUUACUUUAAAAUGUUGUCCUUUAUCUUAACUCAUAUGCAUAGACUGUAAAUAAACUUGUAGAGAGAAAAAAUCUAAUUUUUUUAAGAGACAUGCAUACACUGUGGAUAAGAACAGUUUUGUGGUAAAUGACAUGGUGGUGUUUGAGAAGAACUCUCCAACUCCUUUAGAGGAGGAUCGUCUGUUUAUCUACGUAAACAUUCUCUCCUGCCUUAUUGUGUAUUCACUAUAUUGUGGAAGAGAGGUUAGACUUUCUUUGUUAACGUUGUAAAAAGUUUCUAUAAAGAACCCCGCAACAUUUAAGAGUUAACUAAAAGACUCUUGAAUAUCUUAUUGAGAUGGUUUUGAAGUCAGUAGGUGUAGCAUGAAUGUUUUAAAGUUAUCUAAAAGGCAGUGUUUUAUUUUAUGGGUUUGAAUGCCAGUCCCACUCUUUCACUUCUCCCUGUAAAGUUUUCAAAAUGUCUGAGAUAGCCUCCCACUACUGAGUCUGUUAGUGUUAGAUUGUGAUGGGUUCGACUGCAUAUUAUUUUGGAAACACACAUCCAUAACUUUGGGUUUCAUUCAACUUUUGGGUUGAGUGAUAACCUCAGAUAUUUUGUGGGUGUAAUUAUUCAUAUUUUAAUCAGAGCUGACCUGUCAGGCAUGUUUCCUGAUUAUGUUAGCAGGUAGGAGCAAAAAGUCAACCCUCCCACAUCACUUCACUUUUUGUGUCACUGCUGUGCUUAGUUAUGGAAAUAGCUGAAAUGCAGCUUUGGUCACUGAGCUUCACUGUCCUUUAGUUGUAAAAAGCUAAAACUGCAGCUGAACUGGAACUUAACAUGGAGAGGUGUCUGUUUGUAUUCUUUCAUUUCUAGUUAGGUAUGUACGUACCAGUAAAAUAACAAUUUGAAUGUGCUCUUACAGCUUUGGAUUUUCAGCUCUGUUUUACACCAAUUUGGACACAUCUACAUUGCAAAAUAGUUUUAAAAUCUCUCCAGUCGGUUUUCUGCAGCUAUAGGCACUAGUUACUGUUGCUGUGGUUGCUCUAGGGAGAGUAUAAAUAGAUUAUUGUAGAUGCAGUCACUGUGAUAUUAUUGCCAUGACCUGAGGAGACAGUUCAUCAGAGUACACAACCCUGUUUAGGGAUUCUUUUUUUACGAAUCUGUUUCAAGAAAAAAAAAUUACAUAAAUCUUGAAAAUAAAAAUUCAGACCCCUCUUAGUGUUUAGUUGCAGUAUUAUGGACCUAUUUUGGCAACUGAACUGGCAUUUUACUCCAUUUCAGACAAUUUAGAAAGUUUUUAACACAGAACUCAAACUAUUACCAGUAUCAAAAUAAAUGUAUAAUUAUUAUGUGGUUUGUAUUCAGCAUUGAUACUUUAAUGUAGAUGCAAAUUCUGUAAAUUAUGAUAGGAUCAUGAGCAUUUCAGAACAACUAGGGUUUCAGUUUAAAAUGUGACCCUGUUCACUGGAAAGUGUUAGCCCCACAUUGUGUCAGUGGUUGUCAUUGUUAUAACAGCUGUUUAAGCACAGAGGGGGUUCCUGCAAAUGGAUCGUUGUUUGUUUUGAUUAAUCCUAAUGUAAGAUUAAAAUAAUCAAGAAUACAAACUGUGUCCAACCUUGGUUUAAUCAGAGUUUCACUGUAAAUAAGUAAUAUUUACUAAUUUUAAACUGAAUUGCCACAGUGUGUAGUUGUUUCAAGCCUUUGCUACAACUACAUAACAGGAGCAAUACAAUGAAGACUUAAUAAUGAGCAGUGAGUAAUAAGUGAAAGUUAAAAUUAUGGUAAGGACUUGGCUUACUGACUCAUUUAUCAUGACCCAGGUGUUCACCAUUUGUCACAAUCAGUUUGUAGAAGUAGCAAUUGCAAUAUUCGGAGGUUACAAAGUUUGACAAACUAUUAUAGCCUGCCGGACUCUACUGCCAAAAUAUGUGUACACUCACUGUAUGUCAUCAUUAUUUGCAAAUGGUAAAAAGGUCCAUUGGCCUUUCUCCUCUAAGGUCAGAGGUCGUAUCUAUCAGGGUACCCCUCUUAACAUGUAUUGUUAGAUAGGGAGAGUGAGGUUGUUAGCUCCAUAAACAAAUGAUAAAUAACAGAGGUUUACCACCUUGAAUCUAAAACCUAAUUCCUCUCAUGACAAUUCUUUGAUAGUUGUUCACCGACUGAAUUGGUUUGUUUGGAAAUAAUAAUUGAAAUUAGCUGUUCAACAGUUACAAUUCUGGGAACAAACUCAAGAUACGAUCAGUCAUCAUAACACAUCAUUUUCUUCGCAUGAAAAAAGAGGCCAAUAAACAUUUAAGAAACCAAGGAAAACAAAAUUUGGAAUGAGGAAACUGUUUUUUUGAAUGUGAGUAAUUGAGGAGUCUGUGCUGCUGUUUGUGUGUUGUGUUUCAGAUCUGGGAUUUGGCAGAUCCUGAUGGAAAAGGCUAUCUGGACAAACAGGUAAGGAACAGUCUCAUGACUGUAUUUUCUUGUCUUUGUUGACAGAGACAAAAUUGAUUAAAAAAAAUACAGUAACACAGUUUAGACUACAUUUAAAAGCAGUUAAAGGGAAAACAGUGCUAAUGUUUAAGAUAAAAUAUCCUACACUUUUCCUGCAAACUCGUUUUAGUUUUUACAUCCACUGGUGCUGUACAAUAAUGAGUGUAAGUUUAACUAACAGACAUGUGAUACAGACCUCUGGAGACUGCAGGCCAGUAUACAGUGAUAUUAACUGAGAGGAAGAUACAAGUUUCUGAAAGACAGGAGGCUGAAACGCCAACGACACAGUUACACUGCAAUAAGUAAAGGGAUGAUCAAAAGAAAGUAAUUCUUUUAUCUAAUUAUUCUCUCUCAGGGUUUCUAUGUGGCUCUGCGGCUGGUGGCUUGUGCUCAGAGUGGCCAGGAAGUCAGCCUGUCCAGCCUCAACCUUACUAUUCCUCCCCCAAAGUUUGUGAGUAUGACUCCAUCUCUAAAAGCUCAAUCCAUCUACAUAUAUUUUGCAUUAAAACAAUUUUGUGACAGUUGUCUGUCGGUAUCUUUGCAGGAUCUCCAUUUAAUUUUUUUGAAAUCAAAUUGAUCCACAAUCCAAAUCAGUCAUUCACUUGUGAAACAAUCACGUGCCACAUUUUACAAGAUCUUAUCGCAAAAGCUGAGAGAGAGUGUUUAUAAUCUAACUUAAUUCAUGAUAUGACUGCGCUUUGACUGUUUUGUCUGCCUGUUUUGUCUGGUUUCAGAAGGACACCAGCAGUCCAUCUCUAAGCAGCACAGCUUCACUCCCCAAUGAAUUACAAUGGGCUGUCAGGGUUUGUUUCACCACAAGUUCCUAAUGAUUUCUGACUAUAAACUCCUUCUUUUAAAACUUUGAUGACAGCAUUGGUAAAUAAAAAAAAGAGACUGUCCACUCCACUCCAUCAAGUCAAAAGAUAGUCAGCCACUCAGUCUAACAUAUACAGAUUCAGCCUUUCCAAUAAUUCUAAUCUGUGUUUUCCUUUUUCAGCCUGAGGAGAAAAGUAAAUUUGAUGGAAUAUUUGAAAGUUUGGCUCCAGUCAAUGGCCUGCUGUCAGGAGAGAAGGUCAAACCAGUCCUGAUCAACUCAAAGCUACCUCUGGAUGUCCUUGGAAAGGUAGUGACUCAGCUUGUUGGUUUCUGACAUCAUGUCAGUUAUUGGAGAAGAAAGUACUGAAAAGCUUGAAAUAGAAUAUGCAAUCUUUUAAUCUGUAACCGAACAGUACUGAUGGCCUGAUCCUGUUUUUGUAUUAUCAGGUUUGGGACCUCAGUGACAUAGAUAAAGACGGCCAUCUGGACAAAGAUGAGUUUGCAGUGGUGAGUGUUUCAUCCUCAGUGCACACUAAACUACUCAGUGUAGUUCUUAUUCCUAUUAUCUUGAAGAUGGGUUUACACUGUGCGAUUUAAAGCGCAUUCCUACCUGGUUUUGGAGUUGCACGACUGCUUUGGAAGUUGGCCGACGUUUUGGAUUGUGGGUUGUUUGUUGUACAUGGGAGUUACAAGAGCUAACCACAGCCUGAUCUCAUGACUGGUCAGAUGAAAUUCUGGCAUGUCAGAAAAUUUGGUUAGGUAACAGCGCACUCCCCCACAGGGUUUCAUCCCAAUUCGCCAACGUAAAGGCUUGGAUUUGUCAGAAAGGUGAUAAUUUGACUUAAUACUUUCUGUGGAAGUCAUAGUCUUUGGUUCUGACUUCCAUGUGUGGGAGUUUUUAAGAGAAACACUGAGACUUGUCAAAGCUCUGUUCUGAUUUGGCACAGACACGGUGAGCACUCAGGUCAUGUCUGAUGGUGGGACCGAUUCACACAGUAUGAUUCACAGUGGAAGUUCACUUUCUACUACGACUUGUAAAAAAUCGUACAGUGUACACCCAGCCUUGGGCACACCAAGGACCUUUUAUAAAGUUUAACAAUCAAAUAUCAGAGGAGAUCCCCUUUUCUCCUCAGCAUCACACAGCUGAAGAGGAAGCAAUCAGAAAACACAAAAGUCUCUGGCUUCUCUCACCAACACAGCUUAGAGACCCACCCCAUUUUACUCUAUAUGUUUUGAUUUUUGCACUAUUUUUAAAAAAUCCAGGACUGUUGUGUGUAAAUAAGAAGGAGAUCAGCAGUUUUUCAGACACUCAACAUUUGCCACAGACAAUCAUCCUGUUACAGUGAAUGAGAUUGAAAUUCUAUCACACUGUCAUCUUUGUCAGAACAAUAACAGAAACUUUUCACCAUGAAAGUGUUUUCCAAUGAAGUGGCCCCAUUAAGGUACAUUAAUGAACUCGCCCAAUUGCGGGUUGUAUCAUCACUGUGUAAAAAGCAACAAUUUGAUUCAGUCACUCUAUGCGGCCAUUUUUUUUUCUCUUCUAUGUUUGAGAUGAGAUUUUUUGUCAAACUGUAUCAGUUAACCUUUAAAAAUCUGUGACUGCAAAACAAGUGGAAGAAAAAAACGUUUUGCUGAUUUGCAAAUUUCAAAAUUUUAAAAUGCUUUUUUUUGGCACUCCAGCUAUUUAACUUCCUGUCAAUGCAUGGGACACAUUAAACAAUGAGGAACGUUUUAUAAAGGUUUGUGUUCGUUAAUGUGUUCGUUCAGGCCAUGCACCUUGUAUACCGGGCCCUGGAGAAAGAACCUGUUCCGACGCUUCUCCCCUCUUCCCUCGUCCCUCCAUCCAAGAGGAAGAAGAGUCUGGGCUCAGUGGCCAGCUCCGUGCCCGGACUGCCUGCCAGCCCCCCUCCUCCAAAAGACUCGCUGCGCUCCACACCCUCCCACGGCAGCAUGAACUCACUCAACAGCACCGGCAGCCUGUCACCCAAACACACACUCAAGUCUGGACAGGUAAUUCACACUUUUGACUCAACACUCAGAAACAGUAAGUUGACCACAUCUAUUUAUAUUUUUUUGUCUCUCCUUCACAAGUAUGUUUGAUGAAUACAGACAACUGCUUGCUGUGCCAAUAUUUGGUGUGUUAUCAAGCAACUAUCAAGUAAAUUAUUGUGUCGUAAAUUCUUCAUAGCUUAUAUGACCGCCUGCUAGCAACAUCUCUUAUUUUACCCCAAAAAGUCAUGGUCGAUACCAAAACUGCUUUGCUGUUCUGCACCCUGAUUUUUAUUACAAGAGUGGGAGCUUGGUAACUAUGGAUAAAUAUCUAUUUUGAGAUUACUGUGCCAGAAGCAAAUCACUGGUGUGCUCAAAUUAAAUGUUCUUCCUUCAGACGUGCAGUGAAAUACUGCACUUUGUAGUCACUAAGAAACCAAAGCUGGAAUGGUUCAGCUGGUAUAAACACAGCAAAGAUAAAGAUAGACUGCAUUCGAUUUAGAAUCUGUUUUACUGAGAAAGACUCAGGACCUAUCCCAUGAAAGCUGCCAUUUUUAUGCAUUCAGUUUAUUCACACAGCAAGAUGAGCUCCCAUUGUCUGUCACUGGUUUCAGAGGCUUCACCAGAUUUCUGUUUUUUUGGCCCACUCACACAUAAGCACCAACAAUGACAGGUGUUAUAGACUAAGGACUAAAGUUGGGCCUGAGCAGACACUUUCUACACAAGCACAAAAAUCAAAUCUCUCUUAUUAUAGAAAGUAGCAAAAGAAACAGAAACAACAUCUUUCUGUUUCAGCUUUCGGUGACUUGGGUGGUCCCAGUGUCGGACCGUGGCCGCUAUGAUGACAUCUUCCUAAAGACUGAUGCGGAUCUUGAUGGUUUCGUCAGUGGACUUGAAGUCAAGGAGAUCUUUAUGCAAUCUGGACUGUCUCAGAAUCUCCUUGCCCAUAUAUGGUAGAGUAUCAAUUAUGCUCUUGUUUGUGGUUUACAGACCUUAUGUGUCAUGUUUGGUUUGUGUGUAACACCUACUAUUAUAAACUUGUGCUGCUGACCUAUAGAUCAGCCUACAUGAAUGAGUUUUAAACUGUAAACACUUGAUUUUUUUUUAAAUAUUAGAGUUGACUUUGAACAACUUAGAUCAUUUAGCUCAAAGUUUGUAACAGUUGACCCAGAUUUCUGUAUGCACUUUUGAUUCAUCCAUGGAUGUAGUCAUGUUAGGAAGAAGCUGUGGACUCAAACUGUUUCUUGAGAGUUGAAACCUUGCCUGACUAAAUACUUCCAUGAUCCAGAAGUUGUCCUAACUUAUUUUGUCUUCUUCCGUUUGUUUGUCCGGCUCUGCUCAACAUCAUGGCCAGUCUGCUCACUGUAAUUGACUUAACUGAAUGUGCGUCUGCAGGGCUCUGUCGGACACCAGGCAGAUAGGCAAGUUGACCAGGGAGCAGUUUGCCCUCGCUAUGUAUCUCAUCCAGCAGAAAGUGAGCAAAGGCAUUGAUCCUCCACAAUCUCUGACUCCUGACAUGAUCCCCCCUUCCGAGAGAGGCACACCUGUACCAGUAGGUUGAACACAAAUUAAGCAAACAGUGCAUGUAAGCCAUAGAUAUCAUUGUAAGCAUAUCUGUGUAUCUCAUGGACUUAAAAUUUGAUCUCUUAUCACCUCUGGUCUGCAUCUUGAAGACACUCAAGAGUUUGUGUGUAAGAAAGCCAAUAAAUGCAUCCAUUACAGCCAGAUAAAGAUUGUUUUAACUGCCUUUUAAAGGAAAACAUCAUUGAUAGUGAGGGAAUGAUGUCCCAGCAGGUAGCUGCAAUAGUUUGGUAGUAUAACUCCAAGUGAUGAUAUACUUUCUUUCUGUACUGAAGCCUUAUAUAAAAAGAUAUUAAAUAUGCUUUGAAAAUAACACAGCUGAAUCCUAAAAUACAAAUCAGAAUCCCAGAGCAAAUCUGACUUCAUAAAAGGGUCUCCAUUUUCAUCCGUCAAAUGUGGUCUGUGUUUUACAGUAUAGUUUAUCUGCGGCACCGAUCUCUGCCACAAAUCCUGAAUAUGUGUGUUUUCUGUAAAGUUAGAAGUAAUAACUUAUGACAUAAGAUAGAAGUGUAACUGCUGUAUUUCAUCGUCCUUAACUAAGUGUUUUCUCUGUGGCUGCAGAGUAUGUCAGGAUACAUGACUCCUGUGGGAUCAGAGAUGGCUGCUCUGUCUGAGAUGAGACGCGUAAGUCGAUAAUUCUCCUUCUCUUCUCGCCUCCACUCUGUGCUAGAGCCAGUUUCUCUUUCAACAGCAGUUUUUUUUAAGUGUGCCACACCUUCUUACCUGGUGGCUGAAAACCUGAAAGUUUGACUCACAUAGAUAUGAAAACGGAAAAUUUGGAGGAGAGGUAAAUCAGCUACAUGAAAGACAUAAACAGCCCACUAUUCUCACCUGCCUUGACUUUUUUACUGCUGAUGUUUCUACCUUUCCCCUCUUCCUCCUCUCUCAGGCUAUAAUGUUCAAGUUGUGGGUAGGUAACAUGGACCAACAGUGUGUAACCUGCCUGAAAUGCUUUCAGUGGCUGGCUGUUGGAGCUGAUUACUGGGAAGCAUUUUCAAGACGUUUUUCUCCAUUCCAAUACAGUGCAGUUACAUCGUCUCACCCUGUCAGCUGGUCCAAGGGAGGAUUCAGGAGAGCUCUAAUUGGCAAAUCGGACUCUAUUGAAAUGAGUUUUUAAUUAUAGUUUUUUUUUUCUGAUGAUAGCAAGUGCUAGUGGCCCAAAUAUAAAUCAGUCAGUCAAUCCAAGUAAACCUGUCUGCUUCCAGAAAGUGUGACUACUGCCACUGUUAAUAAAGAAAUGGUGAGGUUCAUCUUAUUUUUGUAACAGCCAUCACUUUCCAUGACUAACAUUGCCUGCAAAUACUGGUGGACACAGUGCUGGCAAUUUGUUACUACCAUAACAGCUUUUUGAAUAUUCUGCAAGAGGGCUAGUAGAAAUAUAUCAAUAAUAAUAAUCAAUAAGAGAUCCUGAAUCUUCUCUGUCUUUGGCGAUUUGUCAGUGGUGGUGACAUUCCCCCACAUGUUAGUGAUUUACCCAGACCUCACCUACUAAUUCAACCUCUGUGCUGCUCCUAUUAUUGAGCGCUGUUUUUUUUUUUCUUCCUAUCCUCUUGUUUCCUUCUUUCCUCCUACCUUUGGCCUGGUCUACCGUGGCUCAGUUGGUAUCAUUUCACCAUCCCACGUUCUUAUUAAGAUGAAGUUUACUCUGCCAACCUGUUUCUCUUUUUGUCUUCCUCCCUUCUUCUUCUUCUUCUUCUUCUUCUUCUUCUUCUCUGUCUGUCGCUCUCUCUUUACAGGAUAGCUCCAGUUCAGUUGGUUCGGGGGAGUUCACAGGUAUCAAGGAGUUGGAUGACAUCAGCCAGGAGAUCGCACAGUUACAGAGGUUCGAAUGAUAACACUAACAGCAACACAAUAACAUGAGAUAACUGAAAAAAGUAAACAGCUUUCAUUUGGAUAUAAUUUAAUAGCUGGAUAGAAACUGACAGUAGAAUUCACAUCCAAAGGACAUAUAUAUAUAUAUAUAUAUAUAUAUAUAUAUAUAUAUAUAUAUAUAUAUAUAUAUAUCUUCAAGUUUAUCUCAUGUAGCCAAAACAUAAUGUUAUAGUAUUAUUGCUACAAUUAGCAGAUGUUUACAUGAUUUAACUUUGCAAUAACAGGUUGGAGUUUUAUUUUCAAUUAUACUGCUAGUUGUUAACUCUAUGUUGAAUGUACUUGAAUGAUACCCUGUGUCAAAGCCUUUUUAGUUUUGCCAAACUAAAGCAGACAAUCCCCCUCCCAAGUUAACCUUGAUCAUCAGCUUCCUUACUAAUCCAUCGCCAUCAUCAUCAUUCAGUUUUUUUUCCAUUUGUUGUUUAAUAAGUCACAGACCACAUCAUGUCUUGAUCUUUGAAAUCUGGGUUUAUUCCCCUCUUGCCCCACUUCAUAAAAAAUGUGUUACAAAAACCAAGUCAGUUUGAAAGUAGAAUAAAAGAGAAUGAAAUAUAAUUAAAACAUGAAUUAUCUAUUUAAAAUAAUGAACCAAGGAUUAAAGACAAUUGAAGAAUUCACAAACAAAAUACAAAUGAACACAAAUCAGAGCACAAUGAUAUCACCGCACUGUAGACCCUUUUUGAGCUGACAAUACAGUGAUGUCAUUGUAUCUGGAGGCAAAACAAAGUAAACCUGGACACAUGAAUCACCACUGCAGGGUAGAAGGUGUCAUGGGUGACUAGAAAUGCCAGAAUUGAAGAGAGUACAGUACUGUCUCAAAACUGAUAAUCUGAUCUGCAGUAGACACCAUUGCCAAUCAUCAAAAACAAAAACAGACGUGGUUAAAAAAGACAAGACUCAGUGACUGGAUGGAGCUGAUCAUUAAAAAAGCUUGACUGUGCAGCACACACUUGAUUUAGCAUGCAUUUGCAGUUGUUUGAAUGGAUUAGGGUUAGAUUGGAUUCUAAUGAAUUUGGGGCGUUGUGUAAAAUGUCAAUAGAAACCAAAUACAGUGUUUUCCAAAUUCUUUUCCACCUAUAACCAAUUAAAUGGAUGGUCCUUUUCUUCUUUAGCCCAGAGGUGACCACAGCCAUGAUUUUCAAAAACAAUUUGAAAUGUGCUGCCGUCAGACCACACCACACACUUCCACUCUGAGUCAGUCCAGCUCAGAUGAGCUCGGGUCCAGAGCAGCUGGCUGUGUUUCUGGCUGUGGUUGAUAUCUGGCUUUGAGUGGUAGAGUUUGAACUUGAACUUGUAGAUGUAGAGAUAAACUGUGGUAACUGAAAGUGGUUUUCUGAAGUGUUCCGGAGCCCACAUCCUUCACAGAAUGAUUUGGGUUUCAUAAUGCAGUGCUGUCUAAGGGGUCAAAGGUCACAGGCAUUCAAUGUUGGUUUUUGGCCUUCCUGCUCAUGUGCAGAGAUUUUUGAUCUCUCUGUAUCUUUUGAUGAUAUUUUGGACUGUAGACGAUGAAAACCCCAAAUGUUGGACUGUUUGCACAUGCAGUUGUUGACAAAGCGGCGAACCUCACCCCAUCCUUGCUUGUGAACCACUAAGCCUUUCAGGGAUCCUCCUUUUAUACCCAAUCUUGACACUCACCUGUUUCUAGCAAACCUGUUUACCUGUGGAAUGAUCUAAACAGGGUUUUCUGAGCAUUCCUCAAUAUUCCCAGUUUUUUGUUUACCCCGCCACAACUUUUUGAAAUGUGUUGCACAGACAUCAAAUUCAAAACCAGAUUUGCUAAAAACAACAAAGUUUAUCAGUUUGACUGUUCAAUUGACCUUUUACACAAUGUCCUCACUUCACUGGAUUUGGGGUUUGUAAAUUCGUGGCCACUCCAUCUUAAGUAGUCCUAUCAUAUAAUCCAUUCAUUGGACGUACAGGUUUGCCAGUCUGCUCUAGUUUGUCAGUGUUAACUUUUUAAGUAACACCCUGUCCUGGACAUUAAGUGACCUUACAUUCUCACAGAAACCCAGAGUAUCUUUUGUCUUUGUCGAUAGCAAACCAGAAACAAUUUACGUGUGCUGGUUGACGUGUAGGCCUGUCGCGAUAAUCAAUAAAUCGCCUUAUCGCUCGGUAAAUAAAAACGAGGUCGGUCAUUUUGCCAGCCUCGAUAAUUUACGUGCGUUUGUUUUCCUCCUCUCUCGCUACCAAACACGCUGGAUGAGAGAAGAGGUCUCACUCUGUGCAUUUUUCUCGGCACCUGGGGGCGUUGGCUCUAUAGCGGAAUGAACGGAGUUAGUGAACCCUCCUGUCAGUCAUUCAGUGUCUUUGUUACGAGGGGGCGCGCGCACAGGUACACGUAGGCGCGCACAGGCACACAGACACAGACUUUUGGUUACAGUGCUGCAAGUGAGCGUCGUGAGUGAAAAGCAAGCAAACAGAAUGAACACGACAGCUUUGGUGUCUAAACCGAACGCAACAGCCCAAGUGUAGGAAUAUUUCGGCUUUAGACCAGUUUUGUUUUUGUCAACCACAAAACUCCACGUGUGUGCGCGCGCGCGUGUGUGUGUCUGUGUGUUUGAGGAGCACAGCAGGCUGAUGAGAGCUGUCGGACUGAAGCUGCUCCUGUAUGUUUAGCGUUUAACUGACUGAGUUUUGCAACUCUGUUCGUCAUUUUCGUCUCGUCCCAUCAACGUAAACGCACUUUCGUCUCGUCACAUUUUAGUCAUCUCCGACUUAUGUUUAGCUCGUCAACGUUACGUCUUCGUCGUGGGUGAAAUUAAAGUUUAUCACUUUUGACACGGUGUACUCGCAUUAUUAUGCCAUUUCAUAUCAUUAUCUAUAAUUUAAAAAACGGUGUCAAUAAUAUCGUUUAUCGGCAAUAAUUUGUAGCACAAUUAUCGUCCAGCAAAAUUUGUUAUCGUGACAGGCCUAUUGACGUGUCUAGAGGAUUGUUUUGCCUCCAGCUGAGCGCUGCUCCUCAAAAACAUCCCACUGUUUUCUAAUACGGAAAGGUUCUCAUAAUCUCUUUGUUCAUUAUUUCACAACAUGAUCAGGUGACUCGGUACAAGGAGAGUUUACUGAUAACAGAAAAAGUGACUCUUCACACUGUAUUCUCUAUUUUGUAGGUAGUUUUUUAGUAAAGGGGUAUCGUUUUUGAGACUCCUAUCGAAGCCUUUUUGUUUGUUUACUUUGUCAUGAUGUUAAAUGUGUUCAUCAUGUUAACAUUGUCAAGUUCUAUAUAAGAAUAUAUAGAGGAUGUCAAUAAGGGAGGCCAGUUGGCCUUAUGGUUAUUGAGAGCGCCCAGAUUACUAAGGCUAUGGUCCUUCUCUAAGAGGUUGAAGGUUUGACUUCCAGCCAUGAUCCAUAUCAUCCCCACUAUCUGCUCCCCGCAUACACUAUCUGUUUUCAGCUGUCCUAUCUCAAAAAAACAAAAAAAAAAAGCCAAAAAUGAAAAUAAAAGAAGAUGCCACUGUUUUAAUUUCCAUGUUUGUUACAUAACCUUAAAAACAGGAAGGGUCUAUCAGGACAAAAAGGUGUCGCUAAAUCAGAGUAUACCAGUGGAAUAAUGAUACUCUUUGAGAUAAGCCUGUUGUUGUUAUUUUUAUAUUCCUUUUAAAUAAAUAAUAUUAAUUUAGUAUUUGAAUUCAAUGGAAACAAACAAACAACAUGGCAGGAAUACACCCAAACUGAACCCUAUGAAGAUGCACUAAUGGAAAAAUGCAAAGAAUGGGAGCUUGUACACACAGGAGUGCACAGGUAGUUGGGGGUUUGGUGAACUGGCUCCUCUCAAGGACUCGAGUGUUGAUGUGAUAGAAAUUGUUUCUUGAGGGUUCAUUAAAUUUUAAUAUGCGCACAGUAUGACAGGUGAUUGAAAAGGAUUUCUCAUUAAUAUCAACUUGAAGUUAAAAGUCCAUUACGUUAAAGAUGAUGGACACAGUAGGGGUUUCCACAGCAGCCAACAGCGAGCUAAAACACAUCUGCAGCUCUGUUUCUGCUGUACAGUCCCACCAUUUUUUCUGUGAUAAAAUGCACACUUGAAAAGGAAACAUGAAUCAGAUGUGGACAAGCUUUACUAUUUCUCUUGGUCUCCUCAUCCUGCUACAUUCUUUCUUCUCCGUCCAUCCAUCAUCCAUUUAUUCAGCCAACUGUCCACUCUUCCUUUGAUGUGUGUAUUUUAUCAAUUUUUGUUUGUUCACCACUUAUUCUCCAUGCUGCGUCAGCACUCUUGCCUUUACCCAGUGGAAUAUUCUAAGGUAAACACCAGCUACCAAAUAUCUCUGGACUUUUCUGUUGUCAAAUCUACUGUGGCUUCCAGAUGGUUAAUGGUUCUGGCAAUUUCUUUACAUGCAUAGUGGUUAUACCGAGGCUUUAUAUAUAUGCUUAGUUUUGCUUCUUUUAGGCUGAAUCCCUGAGGUGAAGAAGAAGAGUUUGUUAAGGGUCGGUUCACUCUGAUCAAGUGUCAAUAUACCCAACAUUCAUAUGUAAAUAUGAAUGUUUGUACAUAAUUGGCUCACUGCAGCCAUGAUGGAUCUAAGAGAGAUCAGUUUCAGUGUUUACGUUUAAUCCAAGGGAUAAGGAAGAAAAUCCAGACACCUUGUUUUUUUGUAGAAAUGAACAACUAAAGUUAACCAUAGUUGAUAAGCAGUGUUGCCAACCUAGCAACUUUGCUGCUAGAUUUAACAACUUUUUGGACCCCCCUAGCGACUUAUUUUCAAAAAAGCACCUAGCGUCAAAUAUAGCAACUUUUUCUAUAGUUUGGAGACUCUGACUUGAAAACUACUCUUCUUAACGGGUAUGCGAUGGCAUCAUGUAGUGCCUACAAGGACAGCCACUAGCGACUUUCCUUACUGAGGAGUUGGCAACACUGUUGAUAAGUGAUUUCAGUAGUCUGUGUCGGACAAAUCAAGCCGGCGGAGUAAAGGAGGGAUAUUUCUGUACAAAAAAGACUGUUUCAACCACACAGACUGCAAGAGCCUCGUAAUUAUCCUAGAAAGACUAUGAAAUAUUCCUUUGCCCUGAAGCAAGACUCCAUAAUUGGUCCCACACUGCGUACUUAGAAGUUGCAUAAGGAAAUGUAAAAGAGGAGACUUCAGAAAUUGACUGUUGCACUAGGACAGAAUUAAAUAGUUGAUGACCAUUUGUUAAAGCUCUUUGCAAUAACAUUUACAAUCAAACAAAGUGAGGUGAAUUAUUAUUCACUGGUUACAGCAAUAGAUUGGAAGAUCUUUAGAGGCACAUACAUGUCACUUUCAGUCCACAGGUCACACAGUUGUCAGUAACUCAGUCUGCAGGUACAUCAGGCAUCACCUAUCAGCAUAUGACUGUGCAAGACACUGAGCCCUAAACUGCUUCAAAAAUUCAUGCCAGUUUCUGUGUCUCUGUGUAUGAUAUUUUGGGUUAGUAGCAAAGUGAAUAAGUCCUUUGUAUGAAAACAGGACAUAAGUCUAUCCGUUAACCUGUUUGUUAUUGUGGUCUUUUUAAACUUUGGAUCUGAUAAAACUCCAGUAAGCGUCUUUGGUUCUUGGAUAUGUUGAAUGAUGGUUUGAUAACUUUUUAUGUUAUAAUUAUGCAUGUGUGUGUUCCUGUGCCAGGGAGAAGUACACACUUGAACAGGACAUCAGGGAGACAGAGGAGGCCAUUCGCCACAAGAGUGCAGAGGUGCAGGUAGGGACAAAGCCCUCAGUGAUUGAAAGAGCAGUAUGAACAGACAGUAUGGUGUAAAGUUCACUGCUUUAAUCUUGUUUAAAUCACAUAAAUCUGAUUGGUUAUAAAGGUUAUCAAAACCCUGACAGUUUCUCUGAUUAUAAAUAUAUUCUUUGUGCUCACAUAAACUACUAUAAAAGGUCAGUGAGUUUAUAUAGAGCACUGAGUUACCGUGUCUUUCGCACUAUAAGGCGCACCAAAAAUCCUUUUGGCCUGUCGGAGCACUGCAGCUACCGUAGCCUCACUGAGUUAUUGAAUGAGAUAAAUAAAAUUUGACUUAUCUGACAGUUUUGUUUGGCUUUAUACGCUUUAUAAUCCAGAGCGCUUUACCAGUGGUACUUUUUAUCUGACCACUUUUUAUUGUUUGCUACUUUUAUCUGAAUAUUGUCUUCUGUAUCCUUGUUUCUUCAGGAGAUGCAGAGUGACCUGGACCGAGAGACAGCCAGCUUGCAGGAGCUGGAGGCUCAGAAACAAGAUGCCCAGGACCGCCUGGAGGAGAUGGACCAGCAGAAACAUAAACUAGAGGACAUGCUGAACGAAGUGCGGAUAAAGUGCCAGGAGGAGUCACAGAUGGUAAGAAUGAAAAACAGGUGAGACAUCCAGGAACUGAUAAUAAGACUAGAAUUUGUAAGUUCUUAUAAAUAAUGUAUUAUUGUUAAUGCAAGGGUUUUGCAAUUGUGGCUUAUUUUGCUGUUUGGCCUUAUAAAAAAGAGGCAGCAGAGAUGGUGUCUGAGGACAGGGAGUUAAGUGUCAGUGAUGUGUUGGCUGUAUAGAGCUUCUGAAAGUUACCAGCACAUGAGUGGAAUAAUGACCACUCUCAUACUCCAACCUUUCGUCUUCAUUCUCUUUUGCCUCCAGAUCUCAACCCUCCAGAGUCAGAUCCACUCCCAAGAGUCAGACUUGCAAAGUCAGGAGGAAGAGCUGAGCAGAGCAAAGGCCGACCUUGGCCGACUGCAGCAGGAGGAGAACCAGCUGGAGCAGAGCCUGGCUGCAGGCAAGAUCCAACUUGAGACCAUCAUCAAGUCCCUGAAGGCCACACAAGAUGAGAUCAACCAGGUAGGACAUACAUACUGUGUGUUUCUGUGAAGUGUGUCAACAGGGGGCACUGUUGCACUGCAUUAUCAUUACUAGUCAUUACUAGGUCCACCUGCAACACUAGAGAAAGUCAAACACUACAUUCAGCUGUGUGUGAGUGUGUGCGCAUGUGUGAGUCAGUUACUUUCAUCCUCAGUCGCUUUGGUGUGUCAUCCGUUUCCUAUCAGCCACUCAUUCCACAUACCUCACUUUAGCACCUGUGUACCUACACGGCUCACUACUUGUAAACAAGUUUUUGAUUAGUUUGUGAUGUGGUCUCAAUCUCUGCUCUCUGGGAUACUUAAUUCUCCUGAAUGGGAUGCUUUGAAGAUAAGCACAUACUAAAACCAUUUGUGUUAGAGGUCCGGAUCAUUUCCUACCUUAGCUCUCAGCUCAGAAACUGUAUCUGAAGAAAAAAAAACAAAUGUUAAUAAUAAAUGGACUGCAUUUAUUAUCUUGUGCUUAUAUCUCCUGACUAUUCACACUACCUUUACUCAUAUUCACCCAUUUACUGCACAAAUGUACUCUGAUGACAGAUACUGCUAUGCAAAGCAGCCAUCAGCAUUAACUCAUCUCAGUCUUCUUCUCAUGCUGCUUUUGGUAAAUGUAACAUCUGAAACAAGAAUGAGGUUUGAUUAACAUUGUACUAUUCUCUGUCAGUUUUGUGAAUUUGCAAUGAUGUGAGUUUGGGAGGUAUUCAGGACUAAUUCAAACAAUCUACAAUUAUACAUCCCACUGUCAUGGACUUCCAUUAUUUGUGUUUGUUUGUAUCCUGCAGGCACGAAGUAAGUUGUCCCAGAUUCAGGACAGCCAGCAGGAAGUGUCUAAAAGCAUCGAGCAGUACAACAGCACUUUGAACGGAACCCACGGAGGCAGCAUGACCAACCUGGCUGACAUGAGCGAAGGGUUCAGCGACAGAGAAAACGGAGGAUUCCCAGCCAUGGUGAGAACAGCACAGGUCAGGAAACCUACAAAAGCUUCGGCAUGUGUUUUUCCCUCAUGGCUUGGGUGGGUAUUAAAGUAAAUAUCCCAAGCCUAGAUAAUACUUAGAAAAUCCGUAGCAAUUUGUAACACAUGUAGAAACCAAAAUAUAUCUGGGUACUUCCAGCCGCAUUUUGCGAGCAUGUGUCUGUACAGAACAAUAUUUUGGUUACAGUACUGGCAAGCUUAAAAGCAGUGAUGCUAUAGAGUUGUGAAACUGUAAGGGGUGGUUUCCUUUGGGGCAGCUAGACAGUUUCAGCCACAGGGUAAAGUGUGGGAAAGAUACCGCAAGGUCAGAGGUAUGAGGUUUGCUAUUGUGGCAGCAGUAGAGACUGACUAGCUGCCCUUUGAGACUAAGAGCAAUGACUUUGCAAUGAUAGUGGGUGUUUAAGUUCCCAGGAUUAGUCUGUGAAAUAGAUUCAAACAACAAAAAAUCGUUCUUCUUCUGUUCCUCUUGAUUAAAAGUAGGUUUAGUCAAUUACAGGUGCCAUUUAGCACUAUGCAAGACUGAACACGACGCAAAGCUUACAAUCACUGUACACUGUCUUACAAUCUACUGUAUUUUCUUUAUGGACUGGAGUUUAACUCUCAGUCACACAUUAAAACUUUUGCCCGUCCUGUACAUAGUUUAUUCAUCUCUCUUUUUCUCCUUUUUACCCAGAACUAUUAUCCUCCACUUCACUCCGAUUAUCCUCCGCUUGCUUCAGUCCCCAUUAUACCUGGGAAACAGCUCUUGGUAUCACCAGCGGUAUUGGACUCAGGGUUUUCAAUGAAAUUCACAAAAGAUCUUGUACUGAACUAUAUCAAGUUUGAGAGUUAGGCUGGCACAUAAAGAAAUGAAGUCUGAUCAGUGAGGAUCGAGGGUGCUUGUUUGUUAUUAUCUCCUCAAAGUUGCAACAGCAGGUCCAUUAUCACACUUGAACUGAGGUGUAUAUUACAAAAGGAUAGAUCUGGUUUAAUACAGGUGUAGUCUUUGUAUUUGAUCAGUUAUGGUAAUGUUUGUGUCUGCCAAGAUGACUGCACAGAUGUCAGAACAUGAGGACAUCACUUCACUAAAGUCUGGUGGGGCAGGACACAGGAGCUGUCAAAUGGUAAGAUGGGUUAUGAUCAAUUACAUGUUUCUUGAUAAUCCUUUUCACAGGAAUACUCUGAUCAGUUUUAAAAAUAUUGUGGGGAAUUCAAUACAUCACAUUUGACUGCAAAUUGCUAAACCAAAGCUAGACAGCCCAUCACAAAUCAAUCAUUAAUCAUGUCACUAUAAUUUCAUACUUAGGAGACUGUUGUAUGAAAUAAGAAACAGGACAGAAAAAGGACUAACAUGAUGGUGAUGAAUGAGUUCUUUAUACUUUAGAUUUAAGUUCAGCCCAAACUGUUUUUAGAUACAGUAUUUAAUGGUAGCUAUUACUCUACUUUUUAUUAUUUUUUAAAUCUUUUUUGUUUUUAGACAGUAGUUAAGUGUUGAUGUUUCUACAUUUGGCUAAAAAGCACAGUCCAACACAGCAGUCAUGAUGAAAAUCCUAAUCUGAGGAGUUUCAAUGUUCAGUUCCAUUGAAAAAAAAUAAAGGUAGUAUUAUUUGUUAAAAUGUUACCCAUCUGUAUGUGGCAUGUGUAUCUCAUAAUCACUCAGUACGUUUACAUGACGCUCGAGAAAACUGAAUUAUUGCCUUACUCUGAUUAAGACAGGACAACUAAAGUGCAUGUAAACCCCUUAGUCCGACUAUGAUCGAAGUUUGAUAACUCCGAUUGGAGUCGGAGAACUCAGAUUAAGACACCAAGAUAAUGCGAUUGGCAUUUGAUUUUCUCUACCGUGUAACCAGUGUAGUUGGAGUAUGAUCGGACAAUGCCUGUGCGUGUGCGCCAAAAACACCAGAGAAGAAGUGGCACUAUACUUUAAAGAACUUUCGACUCAGAAGCAACUGCAACAUGGCUGAAGCAUGAAAAAAUUUCCACUUUUGGAACGACGAGGAGAGUGCCGUUAUGCUUUCCAUCCUGACAGAAAUGGACAUUUUAAAGUAUACGGACGGUCACAAAACGAGGAACGGAGACAUCUUUAGAAAAGGUCUGGAAACAGCGCAGCUGAAAGACCCAUAGUUUGCCCCCUAGUUUUUGGGGUCACAUUCACGUCAAUAAUUCGAUUUUCUCAGCUGCAUGUGUUCACGGACAAGGAGAGAAGUCCGAUUCGGUGAAAAAAACAAAUUAUGAGCUGAGUCCGAUUAAGCUGUGCAUGUAAACGUACUGAUUGGGUCAAUAGAGUCGGAGAUCUUUUCGACUGAUCACCGUAUAUUCAGCAAGUAUGUUGAGAAUAGACAAAUACCUCUUUAGAUAGUUGGACGUUUUUCCUUGUAUAUGCUUGUAAUAGUAAGAAGCUACUCCCACUAAUUUGGCAAGCGAGUUAGACCACUGGUAUGUGUAAAGCUAUCCCUUACAGUACUUAGUGUGAUCUUUACUGGCAGAAAAAAAGAUGAAAAGGCAAAGCUGUUGUUCACCUACUCUGUGCAGUGGUUCUCAAGUCCAGUCCUCGAGGUCCACUGUCCUGUAUGUUUGGAUGUUUCCCUGCUUCAACACACCUGAUUCAAAUGAUCAGCUCGUUAUCAAGCUCUGUAAUGGCUUAAUAACGAGCUGAUCAUUUGAAUCAGGUGUGUUGGAGCAGGGAAACAUCCAAAACAUGCAGGACCGUGGGCCUCGAGGACUGGACUUCAUAACCACUGUGUUAGUGUCAGGUGUGCUGUCUUGAAUUUGGAUGUCAGCUAAACUAUGUGGGUGACUAGCAGAAAAAAAAAAAAAACUCUUUACAAUCAUUACUAAAAGUCCUUCUGUGUCCUUUUCUCUUUCACAUCCACAGGAGGACCCCUUCAAAGUGAAGCCAUCUGUGUUCAACAGCCAGCCUCAGGAACUUCCUACUGACCCCUUCCACUCUGAGGACCCGUUCAAAACAGAUCCAUUCAAAGGUUAAUAUUGCCUCUCACUGAACUCUCUCACUCUCCCCAUCUCUCUAUCUUGAUCACCGUCUUUAGGAAUUAUUUCUGCUCUUUGCGACUGUCCCAUGUCAUCUGUAUCAGGCCCUGUGUUAACACUGAUGUAGAAAACCCAAUGUUAAUGGUGUUGCAAUAACAUUACAGGGGAAAGGUUCAUAGUUUAAGUUAGGGGUUGUAAUGCUGAUGUUUGGAGAGACUUUUCAUUAUAGCCUUAAAUGGGAUUUAAUGGAAGCACAAAGUUUUGUUUUAAAAAACACAAAUGAAGUCUUGAUGAAGAUCAAAAUAGAUUUCCUGGGGUCCUUUCCUUUCAUUCUGUGCUCUUUUUUCACAAUCCUUUUCUCUUUUCUGAGCUGACAUUGUGUUUACUGCUCUGAUUAUUUUCAUCAUGGUUUCUUUCUUCUAGAUAGCAAAUUUGGGUUAGCUUGAGUUGCUCUUUGACUGUCUCUUCCUCUUUGUUUUCCUCCUGCUUUUUCCUCUCUGCUUGACUCCUCUCCUGUAGGUGACCCUUUCCAAAAUGACCCCUUUGCAAAGCAGCCAUCAGCAACCACAGGUAUUAUUCAGAGAGAAGGAGCUCUCCAGUACCAUAAAACUUGUUGCAUCAGCACUUCAGAGAACCAAAGCGUUUAAUUUUAAUAAAAAAUAAAAAAUAUAUAUUUUAUUUUUUAUCCAACUCAUCUCUGGCAACAUAUUAAUGCUUAUAUUUGAAAAAUGCCGUACUUCUUUUUUAAUCAGCUGAAUGGAGCUGAAAGUUGAAAAAGGAGUUUGGGGGUAUGUUUUGUCAGCUACUCACCCCACAUUGUUAACUCUUCAUAUAAAAACACAUCCGCAAACAAAGUUCAAACAACAAACUAACCAAAUUUUAUCUUAAAUUAUUUGAAAUCGUCUAAUCUUUUGAAGAAGUUAAAUCAUAAGUCUUACAGUGAUGGACCACCUGUUCUUGGCCUGCUGACCUGGUGAAUGUAAUUUACUAUCACACACGGGUCUUGUGGUAGCUUGAGCCUUAUUUCUUGCUGAAGUCCUCCAGCAUGUGUGAAACAGCAGAGUGUGCAACUGUAAAUUCACUCACACUUCCCUCUUCAGCGAUAUUACAAAGUUUCACUUCUAUUCUCAGUGGAUGCAGAAGAGUGUUGGCCCUUUUUCACAUCUCUGAGCCCACAGCAUGUAAACGAUUGCUGCCUGCUUGUCCAUGUUGUGCUGGAAUUUCUAAAAUAUUUUUCUUUUUUAUUUUGUGUUUGAUUGUGUAUUUAUUUGACUACAGUGCAUACACUUUCACUGGUAUUCCACAGCACAUAUGCAUUUUAUCUAGCGGAACAUUUGAGUUGCAUUUAGCUGGAAUUGGAUGCUUUGUGUGGAGGAGACUGUUCUGGAUAGUGUUACUAACUCUUGCUGGAGUUCAUGACCUGCUGGGUGCUGUUUUCCGAAGAAGAGCACUGACUCAAAGCCUCGUGUUGCUAUGAUUGCUCUGAUAUGAUUGCUCUUGCAAAACAUGGGCUGCCAGAUAUUAGAAGCAUAAGAUGUGAGAUGGCAGGGAGGUGUGCAAGUAGAUCAAUUGGAUUACUAGAGCUCUUAUUUAGUCAUCCUACAUGCCAUACUCAUGUCAUUAGAAAAUCAUUCAAGUUUUCUUGUCAAUAAGAGUUUUUUUUUUUAAUAUUUCAAAAAAAAUCACAUGCUCCUCUAUAUUGGAAAUAUUUUAAAAUGUGAAUGCUGUUAUAGAAAUACAUUGUCCUCUCCUUUUUUCCAUCAGUGUAUAAGUAAUGGAUUAAAAUUUCGUUUAAUGUCAUCAAAGUUUGGAGUGUGAAAUCCAAAAGUCUUUGAAAAACGGCCAAAAAGGUUCCUGCAAAGUGAAGUUGUCUCUAAAGAGAAAACAAUAACUUUGAUCACAGAGAGCUACUGCAGCCACUUCUGGUUCUGGUCUGAGAGAUGGAUGUUGAAGAACCACUGGAGUGACAAUAAUUACCUGACAUGAACUGUUAUUUCUGCUUCAGAUCCUUUUGGAGGAGACCCGUUCAAGGAGACAGAUCCAUUCAAGGCUUCCUCCGAAGAUUUCUUCAAGAAGACUACAAAGAUUGAUCCCUUCUCCACAUCAGACCCCUUCAGCAAAAGUGCCACAUUACCCUCCAAGGUAAGAACCACUCUUUGCUGCAUUUAUUACGUCAUAGUGAGGAGCAGUUCUUGCCAUUCGGCCCGGUGUUUGGACAAGGUCUUACAGAUGAAGCAGUCGGUUCUAGCUUUGUCAGUCUGGUGUGGAGAAUCCUCCGGUUUUCUGGCUUCAGAAGAGAAUUCAUUUUUAACAGGAUGUUUCUUCUUUUUCCUGCAGCAAACUGGUCACUUCACAAGCCAUGACCCCUUUUCUUCAAACAACCCAAAACCAAAAGGACCUGGUAUGAUUUCAGUGUUGUUUUUGUGGUUUCAGUGCCUGCAUGUAUUUUAUAUAUUUUUAAUUCAUAUUCAAAGUAGUUUGCCCAUCUGGGAAUUCUCUGACCUCCAGUAAUACUUAAAAACCAACCAUGUCCAUUGGUCCAUGAAAUUUGACGGCAUAUCUGAGAGCUUUGUCUGGAAAAAUGUCCCUGCCCUGCCCCUUUAUUAGGGAAAACAAAUACCACUUUUCAUAGACUUCAGUGUAAAUAGUAGAGCAAAAACAUAAAGAUCUACAGGUGUUAAAUUAUGGCCCAGAGACAUUUUGUGAACUAUACGCUUGUAGACAUGUCCUCUCUACCUGUUAAUGAAAGACCAGGAUACAUUCAUACAAAAGAUGACCCAAGUCAUAUCUCCAAUCUUAAGGCUUCAAACUGGUCAAAGUAACUGCUUAAUGGACAGAGGCAACCUCUGUUUUACCUCAGUGAGAGUCCAGGAAGAUUCAGGAAGCACAUGUGUUUUGAUCACAGUUUGUAUUAAUUCAGUUGAGUUUUUCAAACCUACCAGAAACAUCUAAAAAAUGACUUUUUUUCCUUUCCUGAAUCUUAGUGUUUGUAAAUGUUAUAAAGACGCCAAACCCCUUUGGUCUUCAUUUCAGUGGAUCAAAGAUCUCAAAUUGGCUCUAAGGUGCGUUCAUUUUACCUCGGAAGUCGGAGCUGGGAAUGACGUCACACCUGAGUUAUCAGCGUUUCAAUUAAAAAGUUGGAAAAAAGUAGCCAACGGCCAAAAACAGCUAAAAAAACCGUCUGAAACUACCAGGCUACGGUUAGCCGUUGUUAGCACAACUUGCUUUGUAGUUUGCAUACACACAUGAAAAAUGUAAAUUACACUAUGACAGCAUUUCCGCACAUAUAUAUCUAACAAUACUUUUGUAUACGGCUGACUUAUUUGGACAACAAAUAGUACAAAAAGUGUUAAUAAAAGGAUUAUUACAGGAGCUUCUAAACAGUAAUGUUUACAACCUGCGCCACCAUCUUUAAAUGUCAGCUCGGUGGUUGUGUGGAUCGUCUGGCUUUUCAAGUCGGAAAUCCGACCUUGGGGGUCAUUCCAGUUGAAAGUUCCAACCUGGAGCUCAGAAAUCCUGAUUUCCAAGAACAACUGGAACGCACCAUUACAUAGCUAGACAUUAAUGUUUAUGCUUCUACACUUAAAUCACCAGAUGUAGACAUUUAUUUCCUAGAAUUACAGCUUCCAUAGGAUUUUUCUCUUUCUCUCUUGGUGUUUUUUUUUUUUUUUUUCCAAAUGGGACAAAAUCUUGCAUCAUGAGGCUGAUGUUUAUGUUGGUUUAAUAUGGGAUGAACAUGACAAAUUGGCUGAUAAGGGUAGGGGAGUGAUACUUGAAACUUACGUGUUGUUCCCGUUAAAGCUCUGCCAUUUUUCUGGGAAUUAGAAUGACGGCACUGCAGGCCGGAGUCUCAGAUUAAAGUGGAAACUAAGGGAAAAAUUCUUGAUGUCAUAAACGCACAGAUACUCUUUUGUGGUUGCGUAGCUCCUCAGUGAAUUUAUGUCUGCUGUCAAUCAAAUCCCUGAACCCUUUUCAAUAAGCUAACUGUCCUCCACCACGAAAGAAAAGCUCUUUAAUUUUCUACAGGAUAUUAAUGUAGACAAUACAAACACAUACACGCUCCGGGUCAGAUUGAACCUCGGUGAUUGGAAGAGCUCAAGCCUGUCACCCCACACCAGCUACUGUUUUCUUAGACUGAGGUUACUAUGUUAGUUUGCCUAUUAAAACCAUGGCUGGAGAGAAGAGGUGUCACAUUUGCUUACUCAGUGCUGCAAGUCCACUUUCCAACGUCCGUUUUUUAGAGGUGUUGAUACAGCUUUGUCACAGUCUUGCCUGGCUGCACAAGUGCCUGGUUCAGCCAAGCACUUGUUCAUGUAAAGGCUAAAAUAGUUCUUUACCUGAAAUACAAACUUCAGCAUAUCAGCCUGCUUUUUACACUCUGAGAACGUGCCUGCUGAUGCUUAGGGACACUGUUUUAUCAAUGAAAUGCUUUUCAAAUUUUAGCUCGGUCAGCUGUCACAGAAAGUUAAGUUUAAAAGUGGGGAGAGAGAUGCAUACAAGCAGUGAAAAUGUAUUCUAUAUAUGACAAGUGUAUGAAAAUUCAUGUUUGAAGCAUCAGACAGAAAUUUUGACCUCUCAGUUGUUGGUUUUACCUACAGCAAACACCAAAAGAGUUACAGCCAACACAGGAGUACUAACACUCUUAUGUAAUCAAGCAGUUGUAGGAAACCUUGUAAAGUAACAGGCUGUUCAAAUGUUGUUUUCUUGUUUCGUUUGUUAUUUUUUUCCCAGAUCUUUUUGGCACGCUGGACCCAUUUGGCAGCAGCUCGUUCAGCAGCAGUAGUAACAGCUCUGCCGGGUUUGCAGACUUCAGCCACAUGUCCAAACCAAGAGACCCUUUUGAAGGCAGAGCCAGCUGGCUGCCAGACUAUCAGAAGGUACCGGAGGCCAAAAAACACCCUGACGACAUGUUUUCCUAGCAAAGGCACAUAGUUUCAUGCACACUGUGUAAAAAAUGCACCAUGAAAGGUGUAAUUCUGCUUCUACUGUAAAUUAUAAUAUGGAUAUGUUAUAUUUAGUCCACUAGAGAACAAUUUUUUAAAAUGCUUUUCUUUUUUUAACUUUUGAUGGAUCUGUGUAGUUUUGUCAGUAUGUUUUCUUUUUCUACAGAAGUGAUAAAUGGAGGUGUGUCCUCCUUCUUUGUCAGAUUCUACAUCCUAACUUCAUAGUCUGCUAUAAAUGAUGUUUUCUGUCUAUUAAUGUAACCACUGUCGAGUGCAAAAAGAGCCAAACACGUUUCUCUCUGCUGUCUCUUCCAAGUCUGUGUUUGUGGAUGAUCCGUUCAGCCGCAAGAAUGACACACCAGCUCUGCCACCAAAAAAAAGCGUUCCACCGAGACCCAAACCACCCAGCGGUGAGUGUCACACUAGACUGCCGGAGCAUGACAGAAUAUAAAAAAAGAAAAAGCAACAUUAUACAACAGCUUUCCAGAGAUACUCGUGUCUGAGGUUAACAUCUGUAAAAAGGUUCUGCACCGCCGAAUGCUAAAUAAUCUUGUACAACUAUAAGCUGGUUGACGCUGAUUGUCACAUUGUUUCAUGAUUUUUUUUUUUGCGUAGUGUAAUAAUGGGAACCUUUGUGACCCAGAAACUGCAGCGAAAAAAAAAAAACUGAAUCAUAAGUUAUGAAAAAAUUAUCAUGAUGCAGGGUGAAAUUGGAGCAGUGGUUAACUCUAAAAGAUGUGUUACUUUUGGUUUGUCACAAACAUAAAGGUGUUUCAAUGUGUUCAGCACAUCCCCAUCAUGUUGUGAGUCACCUUCUUGAUGGGUUGAAAGGGUGUGGGUGUCUAAAUUUGUCAGCUGUAACUGAAAACACUCACACACACACACACACACACACACACACACACACACACACACACACACACACACACACACACACACAGUAAAUGAAGAUAACAAGAAGAGCAAUACAAUAAGAUGUUUUCACCUGUUAGAGGGACAUCUUCACUGUAAUGGAUUGUUGUCAGCAGUGUGGAAAAGUUGUGUUUUUUUCUUCUCUGUUAUGUGUCGAGAGGAAAGUGUUGAACUUCACUCUGAUCUGUCACAACAGGAAAAAAUGUCAAUGUGGGUACAGAAAAGAUAAAAGCUAGUCAAGGUGCUGCUGUUACAGAGUAUAUAGUGUUUGCAUUUUUCCUGUUUAAAAGACUGAUGUGUUCUUUGACCUGUCAUGAUUAUACUUGUACAGUUUUAGUGUCUUGGGAGGUUUUUUGACUAUUUAUAUGAUGUGCUGAUGCUGAACUUGACUAAUUUAGUUUCACUUGAAUAAAAGUUGUGAAAUAAUCGAUUAUGUCGCCCUACAGAAAAAGUAGAGAGGUCUCAAACAGCAUAUAGCAGCAUUCAGUUUGGAUUGAUUUAGGUAUCAAGUGAAAAGUGCUUGUGUGUUGAAACUAAACUUGCAGUCACACCCUUUUUUUCUGGUUCAUUUCUGUUGAACUAUUGACCACCAUUUCCUAUUUGUUUACACUUGGUAUCUGUGGGCAGCAUCAUGUUUUUAUGAGAGCACAUUGUGGUACAGAAAAGUACAUCAACAGUAAUGAUAGAAAACACCUGUCAGCAAGCUUGCAAACUCAAGUCCAGCUCAACAUAAGAUCACAAGUAAAAGAUUUAGACUUUUGCUUCUAACUUUUCUAAUCCUCUUCAAUAUUAUUUAUUUUCAACUGCAUGGUCACGAUAAUUUCACAGAAAUAAUAAAUGCUCAGAUUUGUCUUUUGAACAUUUUUAACCCUUUCUUUAUGGGACUCACACAACGCUGUCAAAGUACUAAAAGUGUGAAUCACGUUCUCUCUCCUUUUUUGACCUCAACUUGCUGUCAGCACGCUGUCCAAUGUGCUUGCAAACUCAGCAGUAGUAAAGAUAUGUGUCAGUUUUGCCCCUAUAUUGGUUCACAGAGAUUAGCCAGAAUCCAGCAGCUGUCACUUUCUUUAUAUCACAGGUCAGCCUCACAUUAGUGUUCCCCGGACUGAUAUGUUUGUGUGUUUUUCAUUAAACACAAUGCUGCCCUGAUGUUUGAUUGUAGGCACAUCUGAGGGUGAUGUUGUAAGAGUGCUGAGCUGUGGUUUGCUUGGCUGUUGUUCGCAGACACACCCUAACUUGCUUCCUCUCUCUGUCUUUUGUGUGUGUGUGUGUGUAUGUGUGUUUUUGUGUGUGUGUGUGUGCACGUACAUGCACUGACAUGGUGAGUGGUUCUGGGAAGGUAAAGCUGCAGGGAAGUACACUUAAUAUUAGCCAGCUUUGUUACAGGUGAUUUAAUAGGUUUUUUUCCCACAAUUAACCAAUUUUGGUCUUUAUGUUUCCUGACCUGACUUUCUCUUCUUUACACACACACUCACACUCUUACACACACAUACAUGUUCUCUAAUAGUGUCUGUCAUCAGCUCAUUGGGUGUGCAGAGGCCAUGAUUUCAGUGACAGUGCAAAUAAAGUGGCACAUAUUGGGGUAAAUUGCUGCUGCUGGGUUAUUUUGAAUGGAUUAGAUACUCUGCGGUGCAUGCACAACCCCGUAGUCGACAGUAAAAGCAUAUGACACUCAAGUUGAGGUAUUAUUUUAAAACAGGGUGGGGCCCAAGAUUGUGGUUUCUCGAGUGUGAGCUUACUGAAAGAGGAAAAUAAGUGAUUGCCAGGCAUGCAGUUUUGCUCUGCAUGGUGUGUGACAUGAACUGCUCACCCCAAUCACCCGUAGUUAUCUGGGUAAUAGGACCAAACGCGUAUGUGUAUAUGUGUGUAUUGAAUGACAACGGUUUGACUGGUUCUGCGGUUUAACACCUAAGCAAGAGACAUGAUGUAUUUGGUAACGUUCCCACGAUCUUCUGCCAGGCUCCGCUUCGACUCAGAGUUCAUUCCAGAAACUGACAUUGCAGUAAAAGAUGUUUUGCUUGGUAUUGUGAGUAGGGCCAGCUGUGGGUCUGUGGGACUUUUUGCAAGACAGAUGUUGAAAAGAUCAGAGUUAAGUUGUCACUUUGGUAUAUGAUUUUGUAAUGGUCAUCCACCACUUAUUUCAUCUAACUUGUUGACCCAGCAAUGUUGAACUUCAUUUCAAAAGUAAAACAUGUAUGCAAAGUUUUUAAUGUGACUUGAGUAAAUCUUGCACGUAGCAAAUUCACUUUUUAUUAUUGUUUUAUUCGACCAGAUAAGUUCCAUUGAGAUCAAGAUCUUUUUUACAAGGGUGACCUGGCCAAGAGGUCAUUAGCACACAUCAUAAUAAAUACAAAUACAGUUUAAGGUCAUAAUUCACAGACAAUAAAUAUGGUUAAAAGUUCCAACAAUUUUGCUAGUUUAGUGUAGCAGUUUUAUGAGGACUGUAACAUAUUACUUUGAGCUGUCCAGCCUCUCUUCUGGAAACCAAGAACAAACUAUUUCUAACAAGCCUUGUCUUAUAAUAUGCUGCAUUUUUAAAUCUAUUUGUCCAUCAGCAUGAAAGUAAAAGGUUAUGUCAAAAAUAACAGUUUUGAUUUGUUACUCUUCCAGAAAUAAGUGACUAAUUGUUUAACAAAUAAAAUAUAUUAAAUCAAAACAAGGCAAGUUAUGAUCUUUGGACAUGAACAGCUUCGUUCUUGAUUUGUCUUGUUGGUAGCAGGGAACCAACAGUUGGUAAUGUGGGCAGAAACCUAACCUAAGUGAUUUACCAAGAAACCGUAGAGAACUGCUCUGUUGGUUAAGGGAUACCACUUUUGGUUUUAGUGCUUUGGCUGUUGUUUUUGCUGCACUUUUUUUUUUUUUUUCACAGCAGCUGUCUUGAUAUAUUUCCUUUCUCAGGGGGAAGAAGCCGUGCAUUUGUGUGGGUCCUCAUACCAAUUGUUUUGGUACACUGUGUGGGUAGUCGAAACCUCUGUGGCUUUCAAAAGCUGGUCGCUAUCUUUGAGGUGAUAUUAGAGGAAGAGCAGGGCGUAGGCAUGACUGUGAGAACUGGAGAACUAAGUGUUUGUGUGUUUUUUCAACAGAUCAGAUCAGAUGCUGUGUUAUCAGCAAAGUUCACUAGGUUAGAAUUACUCAUGUAAGCUGCGGUAAAGAUGAUUUCUUACACUUGUCAGUUAUCAGGCUACACAAGUAUCUGGUCUGCUGGUCUAAAUCUUCCCUAGAAAUCAGUGAGAGCCAAAGCCUGAGAUAUUUCUGUGAACUUUGUGUUCUUUGCCAUGCUCUGUGGCAAUACACUGAUUAUUUCUGUGCUGGAUUUCCUAUGUUUCUCUGUGGCUUUUGCCCCACUUUUAUCCAUAAUAUUAUACAAAAUCAUCAGAGCUGUUAGCACUAAACACGUUUUUAGGAGGUAUUUAUGAAGCUGUGUCUGGAAAGUGAAACUUCUCUUUCUGUGGUGACAUUUUUAUCUCUUUUUCCCCCCCAGGCAAGAGUACACCAGUGAGCAUGUCUGGCACAGCUGACCCUUCCAAGCCAUGUGACCCCUUUCAGCCAUUCGGCAGCGAUCCCAUCGACCCGUUUCAGAGUAAAAAGGGCCCUGUGGACCCGUUCAGCAGCAAAGACCCCUUUGCACCAUCCACAACAACAAGUAAUGUCCUUGAAAACACUUCCAAACACUUGCAGACUGUAAUUCAGUGAAUUGAGUGGACAAUACCGUAGAACUUUCUGUCCAGACCAGGCCACACACACACACACAAACACACACAUACAUCCUGGAACUGUGCCGAAUGUGCUGCUUGAGGGGUGGGAUACAGUCUACAAGGGUAGUAGAAGAAAUUGCAUUGUGCUUCUGUGUAAUAAUGCGUCUCAGCUGGUCAUUAUUUGAGUGUGGACACAAAGUCAGGGACAUGACGUCCUCUUUCCCGGGCAUCCCACUGGAUCCGGAACAGCUCUGCUCUGCUCCAGAUUGGCAGGCGGAUUAGAUACAGGGUGCAUACAGCACCCACCAGAUCCGAUCCGCCGCCGCCAUCGGAGGAAGCACUUGCGAGAUUACCAAUAUAUCUCGCAAGACUGGACAAGAUCUCACGAGCUCUUGCGUGGUUCCCCGGGAGUCAUAAAAUAAGAUCCGCCAAUUGGUGUAUAUAAACGGCGGUGUAUAUAAACACCCACAUCCCACAACCCUGGCCUCUCCUAUUAUCAAGUUAAGAAUAGUAAAACGUAUUGACUUUAUUUUAUAUUGAAAAUUAACCGGAUAUAUUACUCUGUAACCACAUAAAACUUCCACUGCUGCUCGUGCUGCGCUGCACUGAAUUGAUACCUCAUGCUCUGGAGCCGUUCCGGACCCUGUGGGUUUUGCGCGGUACAGUUCCCCCAUCCUGUUCUAACAUCUUAAAUUAUCUUAACAACGACCAAAAACAUAAAAUGAUUGUUAAUUAUAUAUACACCAAUUAUCAGUUUCUUUACUAUUAAUUUAAACAGUAGUUUUGAUACACAUAUACAUUCCUACAUGCAAUGCACAAAGCAAGUUCUAGUUCAAUCUUCACUACCUAACCCUAACCCUUACCUGCCAUCUAUUGGUCUGGGGGUCAAAAAAGUACACUAGAAAACAGCAAGUAAAAGGAAAAAAACACACACACACACAGUGAGCGUGUGUGUCUAUGGAUUAAAAUAGGUGGGAUAGCACAUGAUCAACACUCCAGUAAAAGACUUCUUUACCAUAUUUCACACAAAGUAGGUCAAAAUAGAUUGUAUAUGUAGUUUUUUAGGUCAGAGAUGCACAGGAAAUGAGCCAAGCUUUUUGACAGUUAGUUUUUGUCUCUGGGCACGGAGAUAAAAGCUUAGUGUCAAUAUUAGCUAACAUCUCCUUGACUUUGCCUUUAGUGAAAUGAAACUGCUGGCUCCUUUCUAGUUCUCAGAAUGGAGAUGCAGAUAAAUGUAUUUUCACAAUACUAUACCACACAUUUAAGGCUAUCUAUGACGAGCAGUACUUAAAACAGCUUUUCUUUAUUGUCUGAAUAAUAAUCUGUUGUGUCUACAAAUCAGCCUAUAGAAGUGAAGGGUAAAUGUGGGAUUGUUAGAUGAACUGAGUCAGUGUCCUUAGAGCUUAUUUUACUGACACACAAUGGGCAACCAUCAUUGAUAGUGAGACAGAAACAAGGCAUAGAUUGGCCACAUUCACUGAUGUGACAGAGCAUAGAAAGCCACUUUAAAAAGAUAGCUUACUAAUUGCAGAGCCGAGCAGCAUUGUGACUGUAAUUGCCCUCAAAGAGUGCAGGAAAGGGUGUUGGCCCCGUACAAGUUCUGUUUGUCUGUUUUGGCAGGAAGAGUAUAAUACCCUUGUUUGGGUUUCCCCUGCCUUUCUCAUAUGCUUGAGCCAAAUAUCAGCUUUGUGUUUGCAUGAUGUUCAUACUCAGGACAAGUAGAGUCUCAGACUAUACAAACAGACACAAACCUGCUGUUGCCUGUAAGCAAAUAAGCACAGGAACUCACACUUAUUCCCCAUAUAAUGAUCAAAUUCUGCACACUUUGAGUGUCAGUCAGAGAGAUAAUCUGUUUUUAGGAAGAAAAUCACUGUUUUUAGCACAAGAGGAAAGGAUUCUGUCUGGCUGACCUGACUUGUGAUGCUUAUUUUUUUAAGACUACAGAAUGAACCUUUAACUGGCAGCUGUAAAGUCUGCCUGCUUUGUGUAUGAAUGUGCUGCUGUCUGGUAUUGUAUUGGUGUUAUUAGUUGACAGGAGCUUUAUUUCAGCUAAGUCUCCUUCAAAUGUAUUUCUUUCUUUUUGGAUAUUUUUGAUCUUGCUAAAAAAUACUUCAGUGUCUCCACUCGGCAGAUUAGCACACUCAACCCCCCACUGUUUUUUAGGGACUUCAAAUUUAUGACUGUUUUACAGAGCAACAAGAAUAUCAGUAUUGAUGAAAAUAAGAAGCUUUUUAACACUUCUGUUCUGUUGUCUCUCUCUCUCUCUCUAACAGGGCCUGAUAAAGUCAAGGUAAGAGACCAGGCACACAAUGUAUUUCACCAAAAAUAAUCAAAUAUCAGUGUCACAUAGAAAAUCUGAUCAAGUAUCAUCUGAUCAGUUACCUUGGGGGGACAGAGCCUUCUCUGCUGCCGCCCCACCCUCUGGAAUUCACUCCCCAAACCCAUCAGAGAUUGUACAGACCCCCGUACUUUCAAAUCUCUCCUAAAAACACACCCUUUUAAAUUGGCUUUUAACCUGUAAACUGUUCUUUUAUUCUCUUUUCAUUUUAUGUCUUUUUUAACCUUUUACAUUGUUGCUCUAUUACUCCAAAUUUUCUGUAUUUUAACUGUGUUUCUUGUGAAGCGUCUUUGAGCACUUGUAAAACCACAUUAUCAUUACUAUUAUUUAUUAUUAUCAUGAUUUAGAUCCAUGCCAUAAUAUUUGCCUUGAUAGAUCUAACAUCAUAUGUCAUAAUGAAUAAAUGAAAGGACUCAAUUUGAUUUUUUUUCCCCACAUUUUGUUCUCCCUCUACCAGGGUAUCCGUGGGGUCUGAAAAAGUCUUGAAAUGUCUGAAAUCCAAUGAUUUGAAUUUCAGGCCUAAAAAUGUCUAAAAUUCUCUUAAAAUCUCAUAAAAUGUCUUUAAUACGAUUUUGAAAGGUCUUGAAAUAUAUUAACUAAAAAUAAAUAAUGUGCCAUAGAAAUAAUGAUUGGUUUGUAGUAAUGUAAAAUGUUCUGAUUUCCCUUCAUGUGUUUUGUACUUUUUUGCCAUUAUGUAUGUAAAACGGGUCUAAAAUUGUAUUCAUUACAGUCUUAAAAAGUCUUAAACUUGACUUGUUGAAGCCUGCAGAGACCCUGUUGACGGCCUCUCUUUUUCUCUGUCUCUUAGUUUGGGAAUGAAGCUCAGCAGCUGGAGUGGGCUAAGCGGGAGAGCGAGCGGGCAGAGCGCGAACGGCUUAAGCGGCUCAGACAACAGGAGCAGGAGGACCUGGAACUAGCCAUCGCGCUCAGUAAGGCUGAAAUGUCCAACGCAUGACAUGGAAUCUCCACCAACCCCUAAUACACACAGUGUGUAGACAGGCUAACAUGAAGACAAACAUGACUGACAUUCAGACACAAAGCACAUCACUGGACUAAUUCUUGAGUGUUCGUAAAAACUCUGCUCCACACACAUACACAUGCACACACACACACACACAAAUACACAGCUCGGCACCACCAAUACUUACAUGCUCACACUCUCCAUAACUUUGUCUGGUUACUGCCUGCAUCAAACAAGACAGCAAACCUGAGAGCCCAGAACUCAUCACUGCAAACCUCUCUGCUGACAAGCUGAGAGAGAGAGAGAACGGAAGGAUGAAGAAGAGUAGGAGGAGGCAAAAGAGGGUGGAGUAAAACAGACAGAUGCACUGUGUAUAUGCACUAUAGUGGCUCAACAGUACUGAAAAGAAUCCAUUCACUGGACUGAGUGGGAUGGCGAGCUGUUGCUGACGAGGACACCUUGACAGUUUGAAUUUAGGUGCGCUGCGUUGCAAAUACAGUAGCUGCGUUUCAGAAGCGUGACACUACAAUCCAAACUGCCAAGGUAUCCAUCUAAAGGGAUUUUUGUUGCUGAUGCAUUGAAACGACAUGGAUAUAUCAUUUGGCCGCUGAUGGUAUAGAUUGUGUCAGUAUUCAGUUCUGAGUUGUUUUAGCUGGUAAAAUGGGAAAAUGUGACAGAGAGAAAUAUAUUACAUGUGUAUUUGUUUAUGGGGAGGUAUUUGAGGAGACUGGAAUCUACACUCAGGAUUGAGAAGUUUCAAGGUACAAUCCUUUGUUGUUGUCGUUGUCGUUCUUUGUUUUUUUGUUUUUUUUUGGUUUUCACAUCAACAUUUGCCUCCAGAGUCUAUCGUGACAUGACCGGCCCAAGCCUUGAACUCCAGACAAAUUUGGGUAUUCAGCCUGUCAAAGCAGAAACAUUAAGGGGCUAGAAGGCUCCAGUCUCACUGUGCCCUUCAGUUAGUGUUACUUUAUUUAAUCCCAGAUUUAUUAGGAAUGUACUGUGCACCACUGAAGCACAGUAUCUAACUUGAAUAGUCGGGGUGUCAAGGUGCUACACGUGUAGAGGUUCCUGAGUUCAAACCUUACGUGUCUUUACUCCACCUGUCGGGGGGGCGUUUCAGCCCUUUUUAAACCCAAGUUCAGGAAACCCAACAGCACCACUGAGACAUCAUCUGAGGUUAUUUUCUUGGAUGAUAUGAAGUCAUCAACCUCACAACUCUGAUGUCUACAGGCUGACUUUAGCUGAACAGGACUCAUCCCUCUGUGUCACUUUAAGGUCAUAAUUAUCAUUCAUACUGAGUUUCCAUGGUCCAUAUAUGAAACAGCUGUGGGCACAAUCACUUCAACACAAACUAAAACCACAGAGUUGUAAAAAGGAGGGCGGGGGCCUGCUUUUACUUGAAGACCAGGUUAAUCUGAGGGCAGAUGAGUCUGUACCCCUCCUCUCACUCAGUGGCUCAUCCUGUGUGAAAAGGAAAACCUGUUACCAACUUUAGUCUGGUAUGCCUCCAUUUCACUUGUAUUAUUAUUGUUUUUGUCGUAGGUUAGAAAAUUACUGCUCUAAAACUGUGUUUAAAAAACUGAUGAAGAUUCAUUACACUGGUUCCCUUUAAUGUGACAAGUACCUGACAAUGAAAAUACGGUUGGACUUAUCAGCAUAUCCUGUGGAGCAACAGUAACAAAACUGUACAGAUUUAUUUGCGUUGUCCAGGAGAGAGUACAAACGAGCGUUUCAAGUGAUACCUGGCGGGUUUUUUCUUUUUUCUUUAAGUGUAUAUAGUAAAAACAGAGCUAACUAUGCCUCUUCUUGACAGCUGUGCUUUGAUCCUGAUGCUGUGAUGUCAUACCACAUCCUACAAACGAAAAGCAAGAUGAGGGAAAUCUUUCUUUUUUUUUCACACUUAACCUUGUUUUCUUAUGAGAGAGUGAGGAUUUUAGUCCGUUUUAUUUAUGUAGCUUGUUCUUCUUUUGUUACUUUAAAAUGUUUUUGUUUUAAAAGAACAUCCAAUUUAUUGUAGUCGUUUUGUUCUAUAUUUUGUAGACGAGUAUUAGCCACUCCAGUGCUCUUCAGACCAGCGACAAAGCUGCAGAGUGUUUGGAAAAGGUUUGGAACUUGCUGAAAUCGGGUGUCAAUGGCUGGAAUAUUGAAAUACUGCUACUUCUGAUACGUUAAAUGCUUAAACUUCACCACUCGACAUGUUUUUAUUUAACUUGUCCCGUUUACUUGAAGUGGCAGAUUAUGUUGAGAGAGUCAUACACACAUUUUAUAAUGAUCCUUCAGUUGUUUUUGCCACAUGCUUGCCCUGCCAUUAGAGCGCCACUGUUCUCCAAUAUGUCACACUGAAGGAGGACAUGUAGUUUUUUUAUUUGCCAUUACUACAACUGUUUGAUCACGGAGAGAAAGUCUUUGUUAAAGCAAAGUUUGUCUGUACUAUAAGUGUUCAAAAUGUAAAACAAGUGUAACACAAGUGUAACCAUUAGCGGUACUACAGCUCCAGGACUAUCACUCAGUAUGAUACAGUGCUGAGUGCCUCAUAGAAUUCAAAUGUUUAAGUUUCUCUAGUCUGUUGAUCAAACUCAUUUAAAAAGUCAUUUAAAAAUCUAUGCCGUCCUUAGCAACUCCAGAGAAAGUGGAAAAAAAGGAUCAAAAAGAUAAUCAUCUCAAAACAUCCUUAAAUAUAAUGUCGACCUGGGGUUGGGGGUGGGGGGUAUGUUUCAACAUCCCUCCAUAACAACUUCUUUAAAUGCCUAUUGUAGUUAAAUAUAUCCUUUUCAUGGUAUACCUGUCAAGGAUGAGAAUAAGUUCUGCAUUGACCUGAAUAUAAAACAGCCCUCAUAAUGAGAUAAGGAAAGACUUUUUCGACACCAAAUCUUGCUUUAUUACAGAAAACAAGAUUGAUGACAUGAUUGUGUUGUGUGAAGCACGACCCAAAAAGUCGAUCACUCUUAACAUCAAUAUUUUUUUGUACCAAAUCCAAGAGUUUCAAAUUUUUAAGUACUGAGACAUAAAUGCGUUAUUAUUAUUGUUGUUAUGAAAAGAAAGUUGUAAACUCAAAUGGCUGCGAGCAGUUGGUUUUAGUGCCAUGCUGUUGCUUAUGCCACAUAAUCUAUCAUGCUGCCCAUAAGCUAGCUUGUUAACCCUAAACUUCAUAUAAAAUGCCAUCGCUUUAAGUAGUUUCAAAUGAACUGAAGUGCCAUCAACUUCUCAACAACAGUGUGACAGGCAGCCUGCAUAGCGAAAAGAAUAAUACUUGAUAACAAAAUGCUAUAGUGGUCCGUUGAGUUUGGUCUCAGCGUCACUGUGGUUUAAAUCCCAGCCAGAUGGCUCAGGUGCAUCUAAAAGCAACCCCAAUGUGAAUUAUCGAAACAUGAAUCAACUCUGUCGAAGAGAAAUAAGCGUCACAGGAUGCACCAGUUUCUCUUGGCAAUUAUUUAUAGUAACACAAACUUGAAGAGCGACAUCCAGAAAGCAUACAUCUUAAGGUCACAAAAUAGCUGUCUAGUAAAAUGCUGCUAAUAUACCUGAGCUGUAAUAACGUACUUCAACAUUUCAAAAUAAAACCUGUUAUUUGAAGAAUUUAGCUUUGGUACCUUACUACACUUUCAGACAGAUCUCAGUUGUUACCAAAAUGUACCGUCUCCUCCUAAAAGCCAGCCUGCUGUGUUAACUGUGACCCUCCAGCUCUUCAUCGUGUGUUUAUGUUUACAUCCCUCUGACCCCUACCUGUCUGAGCGCACUCUUUAGAGUGCCGAGUCCCAGACUGGUAUCUUCAUUCAUACUGUAUUUGUUAUCUGAUAACUCCAUUGUGCAAUAGAUAAUGUUUAUUUUUUUAUUAUUGUUGUAUGUAUCUUGUCAAACCAGUGUAAUGUUUUUGACAUGUAGCGUAUGUGUUUGAUAUGAUUAUUUAUGCAUCCAUAACCAUCCACUCCUCUGUCCUGACUUUGUAGAGAAAAUGCCUUCAUUUCAUUCCAGUAGCUGCAGGAUCUGCAUCGCUCUCACUCAAAAAUGCUCUGAAUGGAUUUGGAGGAAAGGAAAUGGUAAUAAUGUCCAAUUCUCUGUAUUUUUAAAAUAUUUUUAAAAUUAUCAGUAUUCUUAGCCGUUAAACAAAGACAAAAAUGUUCGUAUGGUGACAGCUAAAAAAUAUUGACACCCUAUUAGUUCCUUUUCAUUUUGAUGCAAAGUUUUUGAAUUCUGUCCUUACUGACACGCUGAUGCUGAAAACAGAAAAGUGGUUUUGGAGGAACUUUCUUGCCGUUUUCUCACUUUACUUUUUUUCUUCUCACAAGCUUGUAUUUCUGUUUUUUUUUUUUUUUUACCUUCAGAUGUCCUUCCUCCCAUGUAGGUGAAGUAACUUGAGCUGUCUUUAUCAAGAUGCAUACAAAAUGUAAAUGUAUAGUUACAUGUCUGUUACAUUUGUCCUAUAAAAAUGAAAGAAGACAAAGUCAACUUGGUGAGAAACCAUUGGAAAGGUUGCCUAUGUUACACUAAUAGCUGAAGAGAUAACAGAAGCAGGUUUAUUUUAAACAGUGAUCCUCUCUACAUGGUCUGUACUGUUUACUAGAAUUAAAAUUUCAGUCAAAUGAAAGUGGACUGCUGUGUCUUUUGUGACAUGCACUGAUUGAAGACCUCAAAGUUCAACUCUUAUGAGGGACAAAGACGAGUUUCAGAUCAGUUCUUCUAUAAUUUAACAGUCUACAAAGUAACUGUCAAAAACCUGAACCUGUGAAUAAUUGAUCUGAAGCCACCAAAGGCAUAAACUGCUUUCGGAGAAUGAACCGUAGGCUAACUGUGCAUGUGUCCAUCAGUGUCAUUUGAUACCACUGUUGCAGGUUCUGGCCUCUGAAAUGCAUAAAUACAACCCCUUGAGGUCAGAAACACCUUAAAGCUGCUGCCUGACAAGUAGUACACGGCUCUCACAGCUUAUUUUUAUUUGGUAAGGUCUAAAGACAGUUUAUUUUAUGUGCUAUUAGGGCAGAUUUGUCAGAUUUUUAUUCUUUUUAUUGCAUUCCUGCUGGAUCAACUGUUCUUUCUGAUUCUAACCCAUAUGCUACCAAGCACAACUCAAACUAUCGCUCUUUUUAGGUUAACAUUAUUUAGAAAUAUGCAUAAAUAACAAUAAUAAAGAAAUGUAAGACCUCAUUGGUGAAUUACUUCUUUAAACCCUGUUUGAGGACUACUAUGCUCUCAUUGUAUUCUCUGUAUUGACAUACACUGUGAAGCACACUGUCGUCACAGCUGAUAGAAAUACUUAACUGAAAGAGAGCCAUCAAACCAAAAUGAGCCUUGAAAUAAGCAAUUGAACUCUUUCUUUUACAUGUAAAAAGGGAAACAUCUUGUUCUUGAACUUGUUCUUAACUCUGAAACAGACGAGGCAGCUCUAUUCCUCCCAGACAUCCUCAAUGUGCACUGAAUUAUCCUCAGCUACAUUUCAAGGAUACAGCUGUGUAGUGUGAAAUGAAUGCUGAGCAAACACAGCACCCAUUUCAACGUAUUAGCUGAAACCCUAGCAAUCUGCUAUGUUAGCGAAUGCUAACUAUCUCCGUAUGGAAUAACAGGAAAUUCCUUGCUAGGUUUGUGUUUACCCUAUGGUAAUGGAGAGGAGGAAAUGAAAAGCCUAUUGGCUUUUAACUGGGAAUGUGGGUCAUAGAGAAUUGGAGGAUAAACGUUGGUUUAGCCUCACAAUAGCUCAGUAUCUCUUUACUUGUGACCAAUAUGCCUUCUCUGUCGGCCUUAUCAGCAUGCUACACUUCUCCGUUUACAUAUUUCUCAACAGAAACAUGCAUACUCUAUGAAAGGGGGGGAUACGCUGGAACUGUAGGAUGGCCUCACUGCAUGAAGAUAAUAAUUAUACUCAAAACCGAUAAGAUAUUAUUGCUCAAGAUGCAAGUAAUACUUUCUGUUUGUAAUUCCAGCUUCCAGUAGAUCAAGGUUCAACUAGUCUUAAAUUAACUUGACCUCAUACUGUGGAAUUAUAAAGUUAACCAUUUACGUCUUCCUCUGAAAAACACUUAAUUUCAGAAGGCCAAGUUUCUCAGAAAAUGUCUUAGAAAAUCAGUUCUUUCUUUCUUUCUUAGCAAAUUAAUACAUAUUUACACCAAACAACUGUGCAUGUCCAUCAAAAAAACAAUAUUUACAUGUGAGUACAUACAAUUUUUAACACAACAACCAAUUUGAGAGGGGACUGAAUGAAGCAAAGCGCUUAUGUUGUCCUGCCUCCUCUAUAUUAUUAUGUAUUAGAAACAGAGAAAACAUUUCAAGUCUGUUCUUUGCAUUAAAGUUGUGUUUGAAAGCACUUUUUCCAAUUCCAUAAAACUUGAAUAAAUUGAAGUGAAAGCCUCUGACUCAUGACCUCAGUCAGAAAUCACCUGCCUAAAUACCAGAUCUGUGUGAGAUAUGAGACACAAGCAGCCCUGUAUGAGUCUGUAUUUAAUCAGACUUUGCUGCAAAAGUCACUUAAUCCACAGAUGAAAUUUAAACUGGCUCAAAAAUUUAGUGUGUGCGUAAGGUCUUUAUCGAACGAUCCACAACAGACACAUACUGUACUGAUUUUCACAGCAAUCAGGUACCUGGAAGGAAUGUGUGUGUGUGUGCGCGUGUGCAUUACUUGAACCCCAAAUUCUUGAAGCAUCAAGUCUCUGAAAAAUGUGGAUGCUAAGACAACAGAACCUUAACAGCGAGUCAUUUACACAGAGAGAGACGUGCUCACAGGCUGGUAUGGAGGGAAUUGCAGGAUGUUGUGAAUCAGUAAUGACGCUGUAAAGUGUUCCUGAAACAUGAUAACAGCCACACGACUUCAGCUGGAGAUGUCUUGGUUCAUUUCAUGUGAACUUACUGGUGUUUCUAGCAAUCUUAGACUUUAUGCUACUUAUUCCAAAUGACCUUUAAAUAAGUCCUUUUGUUCAUCGACUCGAGAGAACGUGGUUCUUUUUUUGGCCUCAUUGCUAAUGACGGUUCAUGUCACUUUCAGUGAGUCCAGCUCAUGCAUAUCUAACAGAGCAGACACCCUUCAGUUUCAGGUAGAACAGUUAUCUCCAGCAAACAGAGCUGAAACUGUCUGCAUGUAAAAUACGCACUGGUUUGACUGCUUGGCUAUUUUCUGUCAUUGAAGCAGAUUUUUUUUUGUAAAUUAAUCCUUUAAUAUCAGUUUUUACAGGAUUUUUGAUUCGCUUAGAACCUGGUGUGAAAGUGAAACUUAAUGUUAACAAGCAAACGUGUCUGGACUUUGAGGCAGUUUAUCAGCUGUACGAUUUACUCAGUUUAUUAAUGUACUUUGAUAUUAUAGUCUUUCGCAGUAUGAGCCCAAAGAGACCAGGAGGUUUUUCAAUAAAACCACAUUCUCUAUGAGUCAAUUUUUGAAGAGAUGUAAGCUUGUAUGGCAAAGAAAACACUGAGUGGUGCUUUAAUGUCAGUUUAAUAAACCAUCAAACUGGAUCCUAACAUUGAAUUUCAAUCACUGAUAAUUCUGGAGGCAGCAUAUUUGACAUAAUUAACAUAUUUCCUCAUUAUAGCUAGUUUUGGGUCACAUGACUUCUUCUUCUUCUUCACAGCUAGUUAUGGGUAAUUUGGAGAAGUUUAAGCUUGUUUGAUUCGGAGAAAGGAUACCGUCACUCAGUUUCCAGUUGAUGGUGUCCACGUUACCUUCUUAGUCAUUCAUGGUUCACAGGAACUGACCAAACCUUUGACUCUAUUUUUCAGCUUUCUCUUUCACUGGUUUCCACACCUAAGGUACAUCAUGCAUACUUACAUUACAUUACAUUACAUUUCAGUACGGUACAGUAUAGUACUUGAGGUAUUUGCUAUGACCAACUCAACACCAGGUUGUAAUCAGUUGUGUGAUGUGCUCUUCUGUUUAUCUGUGUGUUCAAGUUGAACAGCUGCAUGAGUUCUCUCCAGAGUCCAUCGUCUUCUCUCCAAGACACAUCAAUCCCAAGGCAGUUUAAAAUGCAAAUGAUAUUAAUUUAUGAUUCAAAAAAUUUAAUCAUAUAGUUACAGUUAAGGCACAUUUUCUUUCCCUAUUCCACUCACUAAUCACUUUAAUGCUCUCUCUAACCCCCCUUGGUUACAAAAGGGUAAAGGAGUGAGCAGGAAAGGAUAGAAAAGGCUGAAAACAAACUGAACUGAAUCCCUGAUCCAGUUGUAUUCCUGCAGGUUUCCUGCUCUGUAGUGGCACAUACUCCAGUAGAGGGCAUCCUCUUUCCAAAAAUGAAAUUCCCAGUUUUCCUCUGAAGUCCCGGCCCCCGGCUAUGGGAUUCCUUUAAGAUUGAAAUUUUCCAGUUGAGGUCUUUGUUUCCCAAACAUCUGAUAAGGUUUUUGGCUUCACUAGAUUUACCUGGAAAGGGGUCCUUACUGGGUGCUUUUGAUAUUACAAAGCCCAGGGUCUUGGCUUUGCUUUGUAAGAAUCAUCAGUUUUGAUACAGGUUCACCAAGGUCUGUUAUAGCCUCCACUCAGUAAAAUGGGAAAAAACAACAUCUUUAUUUACCAUUAACCAAAGGAGGAACAGAUUGGAUCCUAAAAUGCCAUAAAGCUUUAGAUUCAGAUACAAAUUCCUGGGGGGGCUAAAUCCCUAACAGCCCCGUGACCCUUCUGACAGGACUGCUUUCAGUGGAAACACUGCUUAUCUCCACCUCUGUGGUGUCAGUUUUCGGCACAUACACUUAUGCUUUUAUAAGUGUGUUAUGUUAGAGUGGGAGAAGAAUAUACUGUGAAGCAUUCUGGAGGGGAGUUCCUCUGAGAUAAACUGUUGCACAAGAGCUUGUGAGCUUGUUUACAGCCUCUGGCUAACUGAAAUUUACUAGUCUUGGAUUGAGAGAUAGGAGUUCGGCUUGCAUCAUAAUAAGGAAUAAUGCUUCAGUAUGGGAAUGUCACAUUAUUUUAAUUCCUCUAGUUUAAGAUAGAGGAUUGGGCUGAGGAGUAGUGUGACCCUCAAUGGAAGUGUAAGUGAAACAGGGACAACCAGGGUACACCAAAACCCUCUCCUCAUGUUUUUUGGUCUCAGUUUAGUGAACAGAGCUGGAAAAACAACAGGCAAGCAGAGCAACGACCAAUUGUUUCAUUUGAAAUAAAAGUUUUCAGUAUCCUCUGGUGGAAUAUACACCUUGCUGUGCAGAGAAGGCUUUGUGACAGUAUGGUGAACAUAGGGAGAUAUUAUUUUGUUUUUUCAGGUGGUUGAGGUUGUGAUGGAAGAAAUCUGGACACCAUAUUAAAUCCUGGCUGAGGGCCCAGCUUUCAGCACCACAGCAGAAAUUCCAUUCACCUCUGAUGUGUUAAAGCGGAGGCAGAGACAGACAUCGUGGACGGAUACCUUCAAACUCUAUUUGCAUUACUAUUUAUGUUUCUGAGAAACAUAGAUGGUAAUGCAACUCUUUGACAGCAUCACAUACAGCAACUUUGUCCAAAGCCUGACUCAUAACAAGCACCACCUUUGCAGCAAAACUUCCUCAAAACUUAUGAACAUUUAAAACUCUUUAACUCCAAGCACAACCUGAACUAUACGAACCAACAGAACCUUUGGGAUCUCAGUAAGGACUUUAAACUAACCUUAGGAGGAAAAUGUAGAGGUUUCACUAUUGGACCAGAGUUUACGAGAGCAUUUCGAAACAGCUGUAAAGAGUUGUUUUUUUAUACACACAUGUGGCUGCAUAUCUAACAGAAUUCUGAAACUAACAUGUUCACCAUCUGACCCCCUCCAGUUGCAGAUUCCCACGCUCUGCAGUGGCAGCCACCCUUGUGUACCCGGCUGAAAUACGGGAAAUGAAAAUGUUUGAUUUUUCACUUGAGUAAAUGUACUAAUUUCAGAGGCAGGGGUUCCUCUUUUCUCAGGGUUGGCACAUGGCCACCCUUCAAAUGACACCAAAAAUGUGUGACCUGUCAUCAUCUAAAAUAAACCAAGGCCUUCAGCUGUAGCAGUGCAAAUGUGAAAUUGAGAGAUGGUAGGGUUUCAUGAGGAACUAUCAUCUCAAAACUACUUGUGCAUCUUGACUAUAACUUCUUAUCCCCUGAUUUUCUUUUAUAUACUUUAACAGAUUAUAGUAAAAAGUUUGAGCAAGUUAUUUAUUCUUUUGAGCUUAUUUCUCCUCUCGCUAGGUUUGACUAGGCGAAAGGCUGUAGUAUGUUGACACUGUUGUUUUAAUCAGAUAAGAAAGUAUGUUCCAAACCCUAAAACUAAGUCCCAAGAGCAGUAAACAAAGUGAUACUCAAGAGCAGUAUUACUUUAGCAGUACUAGUCAGGUAUGAAGCGCUGCAGAAACGCAGCAUUUUCUUUGCUUCAAAUUAUCCAGGACAUGCAACACAUCAUUCAUCUGCAUCUAAAGGUCAUUCAGGUAUUUCUACAGAUACAAACAAGGAUCACUCCCUUGGGUGUUCAUAGAUUUGUUGUCAGUUGUCGCCCAAAAUGUAAGUUAUUGUGUAAAACCUUGAAAAGAGAGAUAUUGAAAGUUGAAACUCCUCCCACACCUCCUUCACUCAAAUGUCUGUCUUUGGAAGGUAAAGAAAAACAUCAGAUUCUUCCUUUCAGUCACUGAUAAACAAUCCAAACAAACUCUACAGUGAUAAACACUGAGGGUUUGGUCGCUCAAAAGUACAAUAAAACAAGAGGGAAUUUUCCAGAUUGUUAUUCUGAAGGGACCAAGCAUUGCUUUGCUAGUAUGCACCUGUGCCAACUUUCACUCUCUGACACUGCGUUCUUUAGUUACACAAGAGUGAGUUAACCGAAAGUCUUGACUUCGUGUCUUCAGACUCUGAUGGCUCAGGAGAAUCUUGCGGUUUUAGGUCUUUCUUGAUGAAAUACAUUAAAGCC
Messenger RNA from Xyrichtys novacula (pearly razorfish), 44759 nucleotides. NCBI's taxonomy places the organism in Eukaryota, Metazoa, Chordata, Actinopteri, Labriformes, Labridae. The record is from the annotation of a GenBank genome assembly.